Molecule: messenger RNA, 1059 nt
Organism: Lactuca saligna
Lineage: Eukaryota; Viridiplantae; Streptophyta; Magnoliopsida; Asterales; Asteraceae
Source: the annotation of a GenBank genome assembly
AUGCAGAGAAUCGCGUCGUAUUUUGCGGAAGCUCUCGCUAAUCGAAUCCUCAAAUCAUGGCCUGGACUCUACAGAGCCCUUCAUUCGACCAAAAUCUCCACCGGAAACGACGACAUUCUCUACAGGAAAUCGUUCUUCGAUUGCUUUCCGUUUUUGAAAAUCGCAUUUGUUAUCGCAAACCAAACGAUAAUCGAAGCCAUGGAAGGAGAGAAAAUGGUUCAUGUCGUCGAUCUUAACGCGGUAGAACCCACUCAGUGGCGUGCACUUCUCCAUGAGUUCGCCGGACGUCCAGGAGGGCCUCCGCAUUUAAGAAUCACCGGAAUCCAUCACCAGAAAAAGGUUCUAGACCAUAUGGCCAGCACAUUAACCGAAGAAGCUGAAAAACUCGAUAUCCCGUUUCAGUUCAAUCCAAUCGUGACCAAGCUCGACGAUCUCGACAUCGAUAAACUGAAAAUCAAAACCGGCGAAGCGUUAGCAAUCAGCUCGAUUCUUCAAUUCCACUUAAUGUUAACAAAAAUCGAUAAAACUGCAAGAAAAUCACCACCCAUUUCCAAGACCGAAGAUUCCUUCACAUCUUGUACAGUUUCUUCCACGAAGUUAGACCGAUUCCUCAACCGUUUAUGGGGUUUAUCCCCAAAAAUAAUGGUGGUGGCCGAACAAGAAUCCGACCACAACCAAUCGGAUUUAAUGGAGCGACUAUCGGAAUCGUUGUACUUUUACGCCGCCCUUUUCGACUGCUCAGAGUCCACUUUGCCAAGAACAUCACCGGAAAGAUUAAAAAUCGAGAAAAUGUUGGGGGAGGAGAUCAAGAACAUUAUAGCGUGCGAUGGGGAGGAGAGAAUCGAAAGGCAUGAAAAGCUCGAUAAGUGGAUUCAAAGGCUUAGUUUAAUGGGCUUUGGGCCUGUUACAUUAAGCUAUUAUGGGCUGAUACUUGCUCAAAGAUUGAUUCAUGGAAGUAGUUGUAAUGGUUGUAGGAUUAAAGAAAAAAUUGGGUGUGUGGUCAUUUGUUGGCAAGAUCGGCCCAUUUUCUCAGUUUCGGCUUGGAAUUCGAGAAGAUAA